Macadamia integrifolia is the source of this 1285-nucleotide messenger RNA. RefSeq names its product F-box/LRR-repeat protein At3g48880-like. The record is from RefSeq and is a predicted model, not a curated record. The transcript is spliced from 2 exons. Lineage: Eukaryota; Viridiplantae; Streptophyta; Magnoliopsida; Proteales; Proteaceae. Gene Ontology annotation, molecular function: protein binding. The coding region runs from base 171 to 1022 and encodes 283 amino acids.
UUUCUUCUUCCAGCUUCGCUUUCCUCUCCCUUUAAGAGAGACAGAGAGAGAGAGAGAGAGAGACUUCAUAAAUUAUCAUCUUUGCUUCACUUUCCCUCACAGAAGAGAGAGACUUCAAAAAUCAUCUUUGCAUCGGUUUCCGUUCAGAGAGAGAGAGAGAGAGAGAGGGGAUGGAGGGAAGGAACUGGGAGGAGUUGAACACCGAUUGUUUGAUGAAGGUGUUCGAGAAAGUAGGAUUGGAGUCUAUGAUAUUGGACGUGCCCUUUGUCUGCAAGACUUGGUACAAAGCUUCUCUCAAUCCUGAAUGUUGGAAAACACUUCGUUUUCCUGUUGGAAUCGGUGAUUCAUGGAUGUGGGGUUUCGAUGAAUUUACAGAUAGAUUCAUGGAAGUAUACCAAAUCGAGAAAUUUUCGGUCACAGGCUUUGUUAAACUACUUAUGACCCGAAGUAGUGGAUCCGCUGUCAAUAUAUUUCUUCCUAGUCACUGUACCCUUGAGGCUUUGGAGUUCGUAUCAAACGAGUGUCCUGCAUUGAAAUUCUUAGGCAUGCCUUACUAUCUGGUGGAAACUCAUGGCGAGCUUAUCCCAAAACUUGUAAGUAAAUGGAAGGAAUUACAGGAAUUGCAUUUGGGAAGCACUGGAGUUUCUUUCAAGGAAAUUCUUACACAAAUAAGUCUUAACUGUGAGAACUUUAAUGGGUUAUCCGUCAGUGGUUUUGUUCACAAUGAAGAAGCAUCAGCUAUUGUAACUCUACUUCCAAAGAUAAAGUAUUUGUGGCUGAGGAGGAGGACUUUAGUGCCGCGUGAGAGUCUUCAGAUGAUAUUGGAGGGUUGUAAAGACCUGGUGCUACUAGAUGCAAGGGAUUGCAUUGGGUUUGAAGAGGACGACGAAGAGAUAUUAAAGAUGGCUUCUCACAUCAAGACCUUCAUGGUUGAGGGUUCAUGUUUAUAUGAUGAGGAAGAUUAUUAUGAUCCCAUCACUUACAAGGAUGCGUGUAUCGAUGGUGAUUGUGGCUCUGAUUAAUUAAAUUCUUACAUGGGACUUAGUAGGUUUGUUGAUGAUGCAUUAGGGUUUUGGUCAGGUAUGCGACAAGGAAUGCAUGGCAUACGCAAAUAUAUAUAUAUAUAUAUAUAUCCUCUAUUUGUAUUAGCAGAUUUCUUUUGUAAGUCUUUGCAGGUUGUUGAUGAACCUUGAGAGCCUCAGCAAAAGUGGUCCUUGAUUUGUUUGGUGUGGUUUGAAUUUUCAUAAUGAAUUAUCCCUUUAAUAUAUUUAAAAGAUUACAUGUA